Psilocybe cubensis is the source of this 294-nucleotide messenger RNA. RefSeq lists its product as uncharacterized. The transcript has 2 exons. The coding region runs from base 1 to 294 and encodes 97 amino acids. NCBI's taxonomy places the organism in Eukaryota, Fungi, Basidiomycota, Agaricomycetes, Agaricales, Agrocybaceae. The record is from RefSeq and is a predicted model, not a curated record.
AUGGCAGAGAACAAGACCGAUGAGCCUUUAAUCACAAAUGAGAAAGAAGUGGGUCUGGAAGCAGCACAACCAGGACCUUCCACCAGUGGAACAAGUGUGAGAGACUUCCUGAACGACCGUACAACAUACUACUGUUUCAAAGCAGCCCGUAUCACCCGCCUCUCUGCACAGGCUGCCAGAGGAACGGAGAUGGUGAACGACCCGGAACAUCGUGUUCCUUCCUGGCACUUGGCUACGACUGCGGAGUCCCGGAUUUAUCGUAAAGCCAACAGGCAAGUUCAGCUCCCUGUCUAA